Molecule: messenger RNA, 3140 nt
Organism: Chlamydomonas reinhardtii
Lineage: Eukaryota; Viridiplantae; Chlorophyta; Chlorophyceae; Chlamydomonadales; Chlamydomonadaceae
Exons: 16
Coding region: 106-1893 (595 amino acids)
Biological process (GO): CTP biosynthetic process; pyrimidine nucleobase biosynthetic process
Molecular function (GO): identical protein binding; CTP synthase activity
Source: RefSeq, a predicted model, not a curated record
GAAGUCGCCGAAAGCUAAUGCUCUGCGCUUUGACCAAUUGACGCCCUGACUUGCCUGAAAUUUUUACCACAACACUUGUAGACGUAUAAUUAGACGCUAGGCAAAAUGCAGCAGACUAAAUACGUGCUUGUGACGGGAGGUGUGGUCAGCGGCCUCGGCAAGGGUGUUACCGCUAGCAGCGUUGGUGUGCUGCUCAAGAACUGCGGCUAUCGCGUGACGUCCAUUAAAAUUGAUCCCUACAUCAAUGUGGACGCUGGCACUAUGUCGCCAUUCGAGCACGGCGAGGUCUUUGUGCUGGACGAUGGCGGCGAGGCCGACCUUGACCUCGGCAACUACGAGCGCUUCCUGGACAUCACCCUGACCCGCGACAACAACAUUACAACCGGCAAAAUUUACCAGGCUGUGAUUGAGCGCGAGCGCCGCGGCGACUACCUGGGCAAGACCGUGCAGGUGGUGCCGCACAUUACGGACGCGAUCCAGGAUUGGAUCCAGCGUGUGGCGGCGCGCCCCGUGGAUGGCAACUCGGGCGUGCCGCACGUGUGCGUUAUUGAGCUGGGAGGCACGGUGGGCGACAUUGAGAGCGCCCCCUUUGUGGAGGCGCUGCGCCAGUUCUGCAUCCGCGUGGGCGACGCCAACAUCUGCAACGUGCACGUGUCGCUGGUGCCCGUCAUCGGUGUGGUGGGCGAGCAGAAGACCAAGCCCACCCAGCACAGCGUGCAGGUGCUUCGCUCGCUGGGCAUCACUCCCACGCUCAUCGCCUGCCGCUCCCAGGAGCCGCUGGAGGAGAGCGUGCGGACAAAGCUGGCUCUGUUCUGCAACGUGCCCGAGGGCUGUGUGCUGUCGCUGCACGACGUGUCCAACAUCUGGCGCGUGCCGCUGCUGAUGCAGGAGCAGAAUGUGCACCAUCUGCUGUGCACCAAGCUGGGUCUGACGGCGGCUGACAAGCUGGACCUGUCGGUGUGGAAGGCCAACCUGGCGGACCGCUGGGACUCGCUCACGGAGCCGGUCAAGAUCACGCUCAUUGGCAAGUACACCAACCUGUCUGACGCCUACCUGUCAGUGCUCAAGUCGCUGCAGCACGCCUGCAUGGAGGCGCGCGUGCGGCUGCAGCUUGAGUGGGUGGAGGCGGCCAGCCUGGAGCCGGAGAGCAAGGCGGCGGACGCGGCCCUGUACGAGGCCAGCUGGCGCAAGUUGCACGAGGCCGACGGCAUUCUGGUGCCCGGCGGCUUUGGCAACCGCGGCGUGGAGGGCAAGAUCCUGGCUGCCAACUACGCCCGCCUCAACAAGAAGCCCUACCUGGGCAUUUGCCUGGGGAUGCAGAUUGCGGUGAUUGAGUUUGCGCGCAACGUGCUUGGCCUCAAGGAGGCCAACUCCACCGAGUUCGCGCCCGCCUGCCCGCACCCCGCCGUGGUGUUCAUGCCCGAGAUCUCCACCACACACCUGGGCGGCACUAUGCGCCUGGGCGGCCGGCGCACGGUGCUCCAGACCAUGAACUGCAUGAGCGCCAAGCUGUACCAGCAGGAGCAGUUCAUAGACGAGCGCCACAGGCACAGGUACGAGGUGAACCCGGACCUGGUGCCCAAGCUGGAGGAGGCGGGUCUGCUGUUCGUGGGGCGGGACGAGACCGGCGAGCGCAUGGAGAUCCUGGAGCUCAGCCAGCAGCCGUCCGACCACCCCUACUACGUGGCGGCCCAGUUCCACCCCGAGUUCAAGUCGCGGCCCGGCAAGCCCUCGCCGCUGUUCCUGGGCUUCAUCCUGGCCUCCGCCAAGAGGCUGGACUCCUACCUGCGGUCUCGCGACUUCCCUCGCUCACCAGCCAAGUCGCUGGCGGGCUCCAUGGGCAAUCUGGCCGUGGAGGCCUCCCCCGCCAAGGCCCCCGCCACCGCCAACUGAGCGCUGCAGCGGGGUGACGCUACUGCCGCUAUUGCCGUUACUGCUGCGGGGGCUGCUACUGCUGCUGCUGUGGAGGCUGCUACUGCUACUGCUGCGAGAUUUGGAGCAGCUACUGCAGCUACUGGUGCUGCUGCUGCUGCUGCGGGGGUGGAGGGUGCGGCGGCUGCAAUCUCCGGAAUGGCUGCAACCUCCGCGGCGGCUGCGGCCGAAGGCGCCGGUAGGGGUGUCAAGGGAGCGGCGGCUGUGGAUGCCGGCGCGGCUGUGAAUGCGGCUGUGGAUGAUGUGGCUGCGAUUGGGGCUGCGGCGGCUGCGGAUGCGUGUGGGUGUGCGCAGGGCCUCCGGGCUAGGCCACGUGCGUCAGUAACAGCGGCCGUGGCGGCGGCGAUGGUGGUAGCGACGGCAGCGAUGGCUCGGCGUGCUUCUUUGCGGGGGCAAUAGGCAGUGAGCAGCUCUGCCGCGCGUUGUGUGUGUGGGCGCGGCAAAGAAUAACAACUUCGGGCAGCGGGGCUGCGGCUUCUGGUUCUGUGGCGGCUGCUGGUGCGGCUGUGUGGCAGUGUGGCUGGGGGCUGGGGCGACUGUGGCUGCGCGUGCGCGUGCUGUGGGUUGGGGGGGGGGGCGAGCGCGCGGUAUGCUCUGCAGGACGGCUGUGGCGGCCAAGGCCGCGUGCAUGUCGGGGGGUGGGCGGGGUGUUUUCGCGCGUCUACAGUGGUGGUGGGAUUUGAUCUUGUCCUGGUUGGCCUGACAUGGGACUUUCUUGUCCUGACGUGUGUGACACUGGCGACUGGCUAGGUAGGUGACGCAGACAUAGCUUUUUACUUCCUGCCGCAGGUAGGCGGGUUUUGACCGAUGACCGUAUUGCACUGACGCUGACACGCCGAGGAGGAAGCGACACAGAUGGGGCGUACUCAAUGUUCAACAUGUAGGAUGGCCGGGAUGGAGGUAGAGGAGGCAGAUCAGACGUAUGACAGCGAGGGCAACAGAGUUUGCGAAGGGUGCGGCGCACGUGUUGAGUCUGCACUGCGUCGGACAGAAACCUGAUGAGCGCACAGGCUGGGGCGCUGUGCAGGAGUAGGGGGCACCCGCGGGCUGGGGCGCUGGGCAUGUGUCGAGGUCCCUCUUCGCGCGUGCGUCAAAGUAAUGCAUGGAAUGAGAUGGGCGCGGUGCUUCAGAGGUGGUGCGUGAUGGCGGUGAAGCUUCGCCCAAGUUCCCUUAAUCGGCGGAGUCCGCUGGUGUAAUAAUGAAAUGGA